Molecule: messenger RNA, 1725 nt
Organism: Dimorphilus gyrociliatus
Lineage: Eukaryota; Metazoa; Annelida; Polychaeta; Dinophilidae
Source: the annotation of a GenBank genome assembly
AGGAUUAAUUUUCAAAAAUGUAAAAUAACUGAAAAUAUGUCUGUAGUAAUUGGAAAUCUUAUCAAAAACUCCUGUCGAAUUCAAUGUUUGAACAUUUCAGAAAAUAGUAACAUUGAAAAUGGUUUGAUACACAUUAUUACGAAACUUGAAAGAUCACAUGACACUUUAAGGGAAAUUGAUCUUACUAACUGCAAUUUGAAUAAGAGUAUGUGCAAACUUAUUAUAGAUACAUUGCGAAAUUUUUCAACACUUGAAAAUGUCUACCUUGGAGAAAAUACAAAUAUUGGAAUGCAUUUCUCUGAUAUUUGUAAAGGAUUGAAGACAUCUUGCAAAACAUUGAUCACGAUAAGCUUAUAUAAUUGCGGUCUCUGUGGAGAAUAUGGUGAAGAGCUUAAAAAUCUUUUCACUCUCUGUCCUCAAAUUCAACAAAUCAAUAUUGGACACAAUGAUACUAUAGCUAAUGAGAAUUUGAAACUUUUCAAAGGUCUUCAAUGUUCCUCCUACACAUUAAAAAUAAUUCGUAUUACAGAGUUUAAAUUGGAUGAAGACGCUAGCAAUCAUCUUGGAAAUCUACUUUUGGAUUGUCAUCAUAUCGAAGAAUUAGAUUUAGAAGGAAAUACAAAUAUGAGAAAAGGAUUUUUUGCAAUUUGUAAUGGUCUGCAAAAUUCUUGUUCAAAAUUAAAAUUUCUUUACCUAGAAGAGUGUAAUUUAAAUGAAAAUAUGGGAUUAUCUUUGGCACAGUUGUUAGUGAAUUGUACUCAAUUGCAGGCAUGUCAAUUGAAAUCUAAUAAAGAUCUUGUAGAAGCGAUUAUAUCUAUUUGCGGAGGACUUGAAACUUCGUCUGAUACUUUAAAGACUCUUGAUUUUGCUGACUGUAAUUUAGAUGAAAACAGCAGCAUUUCUCUUGGAAAUUUAUUGCUAAAAUGUUCAACAGUUGAGAAAGUACAUUUAAAUUGUAAUAGAAAUAUGGGAAGGCAGGGAUUUUCUUCAAUUUGUAAAGGGCUUGUAAAAUCUUCAACCAGUUUAAAAGGCCUAUAUUUCGAUGAAUGUUGCAUUGAUGAAUUUUUGUGCAUUUGUAUUGGAGAUCUACUAACGAAAUGCUCAAAAAUUGAAAAAACAUAUUUUAGAAGUAAUCCAAGUAUGAUCAAUGGCGUUUAUAUAAUUUUUAAAGAAUUGUACGCGUUCCGUGCUAACUUAACGGCUAUAGAUUUUGAAAACUGUAAUAUAACAAAAUAUGUAGCCUUUUAUAUUGGCGAUUUCCUGUCCAAAAGUACUCGAAUUUGUACAAUAUUUAUAGGAUUGAAUAGAGAUAUGGGAGAUGGAUUUUUUCAAAUAUGCAAGGGACUUGAAAAUUCUGUCCAUACUCUAAAAAAUAUUGGUUUUCAAAAUUGUAAAUUAAAUGAAAAUAUGUGCAAAUCUGUUGGAAAAUUAUUGACGAAAUGUUCAAAAAUUGAAAAAUUAUAUAUAGGAUGGAAUUCUGAUAUUGGAAGAGGAUGGAGAGAUAUUUGUAGAGGACUUGAAAGGUCAUCAAAAAAUUUACAAAUAUUUGAUAUCAGACAUUCUUUAUUGGACUCCCACAGUUGUCAGACAAUUAGCAGACACUUUGGAAAGGAUAUUGCUAGAGUAUAGACUGUAAAAUCACAUUGCAAAAACAAUUAAAUAUAGCCGUUGUACAAUUUUCCGAUGUUUUCAUAUUUGAAACAUAGAUAAGUGAAAUUAGUGAAU